AUGGAAGCACAGAGUGUUCAUGAUGUCUGGUUGGAGGUUGAGAAUCCCGAGACAGCAUCUGUCCUGGGCGUCUUGCAAUCCAGUAAGGAGGGGGGAUACAUAAAUACCUGUGCACUGGUCCAUUUCACAGAGUUUUUGGACCCAUUCCAGAGGGUCAUCCAGCCAGAAGAGAUCUGGCUCUACAAAAAUCCUUUGGUGCAAUCAGACAACAUACCUACCCGCCUCAUGUUUGCAAUUUCUUUCCUCACACCCCUGGCUGUUAUUUGUGUGGUGAAAAUUAUCCGGCGAACAGACAAGACUGAAAUUAAGGAAGCCUUCUUAGCAGUAUCCUUGGCUCUUGCUUUGAAUGGAGUCUGCACAAACACUAUUAAGUUGAUAGUGGGAAGACCUCGCCCCGAUUUCUUUUACCGCUGCUUUCCAGAUGGAGUGAUGAACUCGGAAAUGCACUGCACGGGUGACCCCGACCUGGUGUCCGAGGGCCGCAAAAGCUUCCCCAGCAUCCAUUCCUCCUUUGCCUUUUCUGGCCUUGGCUUCACGACGUUCUACUUGGCUGGCAAGCUGCACUGCUUCACUGAGAGCGGGCGGGGGAAGAGCUGGCGGCUCUGUGCCGCCAUCUUGCCCCUAUACUGCGCCAUGAUGAUUGCCCUGUCCCGCAUGUGUGACUACAAGCAUCACUGGCAAGAUUCGUUUGUGGGUGGAGUCAUUGGCCUCAUUUUUGCGUACAUUUGCUACAGACAGCACUACCCCCCUCUGGCCAACACAGCUUGUCACAAACCGUACGUCAGCCUCCGAGUCCCGACGUCGCUGAAGAAGGAUGAGCGGCCCACAGGGGACAGCGCGCCCAGCAUGCCUCUGGAGGGCAUCACCGAAGGCCCCGUAUGA
This is a messenger RNA of Puma concolor (puma), 882 nucleotides long. The record is from RefSeq and is a predicted model, not a curated record. Lineage: Eukaryota; Metazoa; Chordata; Mammalia; Carnivora; Felidae.